Molecule: messenger RNA, 1974 nt
Organism: Tinamus guttatus (white-throated tinamou)
Lineage: Eukaryota; Metazoa; Chordata; Aves; Tinamiformes; Tinamidae
Source: RefSeq, a predicted model, not a curated record
AUGCGCCCGUCACUCCGACGCCGGGGCCGUGGAGGGCGCGUGCGCGCGUGCCUCAGGGCGGUGGGGGGCGUGGUGCUUGCGUCAUGGCGCUGCGCUGCCGUGACGUGGAUUGGAAUUCUUGUUCUUUACACAGUCCACAAAGGGCAGUUUGACUGUGCCGGAGGAGGCUUAUUGCACAGCUACUUGCUUGUCCUCCUGGUUCUCCUGGCUGCCAUAAUAUGUGCAUUGUCUGCUAUUGUAUGCAUCAGUAUGCGAGGAACGAUUUCUAAUCCAGGCCCAAGAAAAUCUCUUCCCAAGCUACUCUAUACACGCCUACUUCUCUACUUGCCUGAAUUCAUCUGGGCUGUUGUAGGAGCUGUAUGGGUGUCAGACAGCAGUGUGCACUGCGAGAAGACUGUGAUGAGUGUCAUAUUUGGGACAGUCGUUGCAAGCUGGAUUAUCAUUGUCUUUACCAUCAUCGGAGUUAUAAUCGUCUUUGAUCCACUUGGAGGAAAAAAGACAGUUUACCUCACUGAUGGUGUCUGUCGGAACCUGGAAAGCAGUCAAUCAGGGCAGUUGCUGUACAAUGUGAAGAGCACUGCUACCAGAGUCUGGGAAAAAAGAAUCAGGUUAUUGUGUUGUUGCAUUGUGCAAGAUGAUGACCAUCGAGUGGCUUUUACAAGUAUUGCAGAGCUUUUCCGUGCCUACUUUUCAGACACUGACCUGGUGCCAAGUGAUAUAGCAGCAGGUUUGACUCUGCUCCAUCAAGAGCAAGACAAAAUGGAAAGUUGCCCUAAAGAACCUGAAGAAGUCCUGUGUCAUUCUCCAUCAUCUCCUGUGACUGAUGAUUUGGAUAUUGAACUGGAGAACGCUGCUCACUACAUGCACUUUGCUGCAGCUGCCUAUGGCUGGCCCUACUACAUCUACACCAACCCCUUCACUGCGCUCUGCAAGCUCAAUGCUGACUGUUGCGGAAAUAGACCAACAGAUUCUGAUAUAACUGGCAGUGAUCGUCAUAACUUUCACUUUGGAUCCAUCCUAAAAAUAACAGGACUGCAGUACAGAGACUUCAUUCAUAUCAGUUUUCAUAACAAGAUCUAUGAGAUUCCAUUUUUUGUUGCUUUGGAUCACAAAAAAGAAGCAAUUGUGGUUGCAGUGAGAGGAACUUUGUCUUUCGAGGACAUUCUCACCGAUCUGUCAGCAGACUGUGAAGACUUGACACUGGAGGAUGUUCUGGAAAAUGGCUUUGUGCAUAAGGGAAUAACUCAAGCUGCAAAUUACAUCUAUCAAAAGCUAAUAAAUGAUGGAAUUUUAAACCAGGCUUUCACAAUUGCUCCAGAAUACAAACUUGUGAUAGUUGGUCACAGCUUAGGCUGUUAUGCGUUUUCUCCUCCAGGAGGACUUUUAAGCAAAUCACUUGCAGAUUACACUAAGCACUUCAUUGUGUCAGUCAUUGUUGGAAAGGACCUUGUUGCAAGGUUAAGUAUGCCCAACAUGGAAGACUUAAAGAGGAGAAUAGUGAGAAUUGUGGCAAACUGUAACAGGCCCAAGUACCAGAUUCUGUUGCGUGGGUGUUGGUACGAGGUGUUUGGAGGAGAUCCAGAUAAUUUCCCAACUGAACUGGAUGGUAGAAACCAAGACCUAACCCAGCCUCUUCUAGCUGAGGAGAGUUUAAUGGUUCAUCGGUCAUCUUCAUACAGUGCCCUUGAGGAUGAAUCACACUUAAAUUCUCCACCUCAGUAUCCUCGUCUGUAUCUUCCUGGAAAGAUUAUCCAUAUUGUAGAAGAAUCCAGCUCUAAGAGGUUGUGCUCUUCAGAUAUUAAAUACACUGCAAGUUGGUCAAAAGAAACAGUCUUCAGCAGCAUUUUAAUAAGCCCCAAGAUGAUAACAGACCACAUGCCCGAUGUUGUGCUCAAAGCGCUGAACAGUUUGGCUCAGGAACAUGGUGCUUGUCUUUCUUGUCAAACACGAGACUUUAACACCAACAUAGAAUAA